Molecule: messenger RNA, 2820 nt
Organism: Plasmodium knowlesi strain H
Lineage: Eukaryota; Apicomplexa; Aconoidasida; Haemosporida; Plasmodiidae
Product: ATP-dependent RNA helicase SUV3, putative
Exons: 1
Coding region: 1-2820 (939 amino acids)
Biological process (GO): RNA catabolic process; mitochondrial RNA 3'-end processing
Cellular component (GO): mitochondrial degradosome
Molecular function (GO): ATP binding; nucleic acid binding; RNA helicase activity
Source: RefSeq, a predicted model, not a curated record
AUGUUGCAAUGUUUUGUGUCGACUUGCCGAAGGGGGAGGGUCUUCCUCCCCCCUCAUGGGCAGAUCCGACUGAUUAGAAGCUUCAGAGGGGGGGGAACAGCAUCGACAAGCGUAGGCGAGAAUGAAGACAAGGCGGCAGAUCGGUCGACAUAUCAGGGAACGUAUCGUGGAAUUGAUCAUGUGGAAAGGUAUCCUCGUGAGGACCCAGCUCCCCCCCGCGGGAAGCACGCGGCUGAAAAAAUAACGGAAGAUUACAUGAAGGCACAACGACUAAUCCCACUCAGCGAAAACGAACUGCAAAAAAUAAGGAACAUCCUAAUCAAGAUUGUAACGAACGAGGAGAUACAACGCCAAGUUAUGCGUUCUUGUAACAUCCCCAGUUUUUUUCUGCAGGACAGUCACGUGCGAAACGAUUUUUUGGAACACCUUCGGGGAGAUACAACGUGUGCGUUCGAGUUAAGGGAGUUUCUGCAAAAGGAGGAGGAAGAUUUUAAAGACGGGGAAACAAAAUGUGUGUCCAUGAAGUACACUAAACUGCUAGCCAUUUUCCAAGAGUUCAUAAAAAAAAAUUACUACAAGCAGUGGAUUUUUUAUGAACAUGUCAGGCGAAUUUGCGAUUUUAGCGAGUUAAAUGAACUGGUAAAAAAAAAAAAAAAAAAAAAAAAAAAAGCGAGGAAACUACACUUGUACGUUGGACCAACGAACAGCGGAAAGACGUACGAAGCUUUUCAAUCUUUGUGUAAAUCAAGUAAUGGGUUGUAUUGUGCUCCUUUAAGAAUCUUGGCGUGGGAAAUUCACAAAAAAUUAAUUAAACUGAAUAAAGUCACCAACUUAUUAACAGGGCAAGAAAUAAUUAAAGAAAAAAAUGCAACACACACAGUUUGUACAGUGGAGAUGACUCCACUGGAUAAACAAUACGACUGUGUUGUCGUUGACGAAAUUCAGAUGAUUAAUCAUGAUACAAGAGGAUGUGCAUGGACAAAUGUUCUUCUUAACCUGGAGUGUGAAGAAAUAUACCUGUGUGGUAGUGACAACAUAAUCAGUUUGAUGAAAAAAUUAGCAGAUCUGUUGGAGGACGAGUUAACUAUAAAGCAAUUCGAACGGUUAGGAAAAUUGCAUGUGCAGGAAAAUACAGUGGAAUGGGAAAAACUAAAGACGGGAGACUGCGUAAUUACAUUCUCCAGAAAUAGCAUAAUGAUGUUAAAGAAUCGGCUAGAGCGCUUGAAUAAACGAGUUUUUGUAAUUUAUGGGAGUUUGCCGCCGGAACUGAAACGCAGUCAGGUGGAGUUGUUCAACCGAUGCUGCGCACAGCAGGAAAAAAUUGAACAAGUGGACGAUAUUCCCAAAGCAGAAGUACCUUUCUCCAAUGACAAGAAGAAAGAAACCAUUUUAAUUGCCACGGAUGUGAUAGGCAUGGGGGUGAACAUUAACAUAAGAAGAAUUAUAUUUUAUUCUUUGCAAAAAUUUGAUGGAGAUAAAUUAAGGUAUUUGUACGCUUCGGAGGUGUUACAAAUAGCAGGGAGGGCUGGAAGAUUUCACCAUAAUGGUGGAGAACCCAUAACAGGUUACGUAACUUGUUUUCAUGCACACGAUUUAAACACUGUAAAAGGAAUUUUUAGGAACGAAAAAAAUGGUGUGCUCGAUGGAAAAGUGUUGCAAAAUAAUUAUUUGGAAAAUUUUACUUUUUCACCGAGUUGUUGUAGUCAGGGCGUUGUUGAGUCCUCUACCGAUUCAAGAAGAAAUGAUGAGGGGAGAUAUCCAGAUGGGAAGGAUAGUGGUGCACACUUAGAUGGACCACGGCACAAAGUCGAUAGUGAAGGAUUAUUGGGGGAAUCCACUCCCACCCCCAACAGGAGCAUAUUAAAAAAUGCACAUUGUGUGGAUUCCGUUUUCGAGCAAAUAGAAGAAAAAAAAAAAAAUACUUGUACAAAGGCAGGAUUUUUUCCAGACUUUAACAUGAUAAAUCAAUUGAAAAGAAUGCUAGAGCAUGAACACAAAGCAAAGGUAGAGUUGCAUGAAAUUAUGAGUAUACUGGUAGAUUACGCGAAGCUUAAUGAUAAUUAUUUUUUUUUGACAAAAAAUUAUAACCAAAUGAUAACCAUUGCUAAGUUUUUAAAAGAAAUAAAGUUGGACAACGAAACCCUCUUUGUGUAUACCCUUUGCCCGAUAAAUGUCAAUGAUGUUAAUAUGUUAACUACACUGAGAACCUUUGCUUUCUGUCAUGAGCUACUAAAUUUUGUGGAUUUCUUUGAGUGCAUAAAUGAAGAUAUUUUUCCUACUACAGCAGUGGGGGGGGUUGAGGAGUUAAUGGGGAGGCAUAGCAGCUACCGGGGUGCGCUCAGGGAUGGCUUACCUCUCCAAGGAGGUACUUUCAAUAGCGGCACCACGGAUAGCAUGAUCGCCUGCUCAGAUUCUAAAGAGGGUAAAGAAGAAUUAUCAAACAAUGUCCUCGCUGGCGAAACUUGCCAUCACUCCAUAACACAGGAGAGUCCAAGUCCAUUCGGCAUCUCCACAGGCCAUUCCAACCAUCUACAUGUGGGACCACAGGAAUGCCUCAGCGUGUUGGAAGUUUACUACGAAAUAAUCGACCUGUACUCCUGGCUACAUAAAAAGUUCCCUAGCAUUUAUAUAAGCAUGGAUUUAGUAAAUGACGAAAAAAAAAAAGUUACCAACGCAAUUAUGGAAGUGUUGGCACGGUCGUGUGAAGAGGAGGAGGUGGGCGCUGGUGAGGGGGGGAGAAUCACUCGAAAAGGAACUGUAAACGGGGAGACAAUGCAAAAGACUUGUGAUGACACAUCCACAGUAACGACACUCUCUUAA